ACGAACGAACUUAUCCAAGUGAGUGAGUACGUACCUGAAAAGAAAAACAAUUUCCAUUUGUCGUUUAGAAAACUUACUUGUGAUCCAAACAUGGCCUUCUCCUGUUCUUCGUCCCCCUCCACAUUAAACAGAGUCACGCCAUUUCGCGCUUCCAAUCCGCGUUGUCCAACAGUCUUUUGCAAGCUCAGCAGGAUGGCGGCGACGGCGGUCGAUAAGGAACUUGAGAAGAUGGCGGAGGCGCUGCAGCGGCCUGACUCGUUCGGACGAUUCGGGAAGUUUGGCGGCAAGUAUGUCCCCGAGACACUGAUGUAUGCUCUGACGGAGCUCGAGGCCGCUUUCAAAUCCCUUGCCACUGACCAUGAGUUUCAGAAAGAGCUAGAUGGAAUAUUGAGAGACUAUGUGGGAAGAGAAAUCCCACUUUACUUUGCUGAACGACUCACGGAUCACUAUAAACGCCCUGAUGGGAAAGGGCCACACAUAUACCUUAAAAGGGAAGACCUUAAUCAUACUGGCGCUCACAAAAUCAACAAUGCUGUUGCCCAAGCUUUGCUUGCAAAGCGUCUUGGUAAGCAGCGUAUCAUUGCUGAAACUGGAGCUGGUCAGCAUGGUGUUGCCACAGCUACCGUUUGUGCUCGUUUUGGUUUGCAAUGUGUUAUCUAUAUGGGUGCUCAAGAUAUGGAGAGACAAGCACUUAAUGUCUUCAGAAUGCGGCUUCUUGGUGCCGAGGUAAGAGCAGUUCAUUCAGGAACUGCAACAUUGAAGGAUGCAACAUCUGAAGCUAUACGCGAUUGGGUAACUAAUGUGGAAUCUACUCAUUACAUACUUGGAUCUGUUGCCGGGCCACAUCCGUAUCCUAUGAUGGUAAGGGAAUUUCAUGCUGUGAUUGGCAAAGAAACCAGAAAACAGGCCUUGGAAAAAUGGGGUGGCAAACCUGAUGUGCUUGUUGCAUGUGUUGGUGGAGGUUCAAAUGCCAUGGGGCUUUUUCAUGAAUUUGUUGAUGACAAAGACGUUAGAUUGAUUGGCGUUGAGGCUGCUGGUUUUGGCUUAGACAGUGGAAAGCAUGCUGCCACUUUGACUAAAGGAGAGAUUGGAGUUCUCCAUGGAGCUAUGAGCUACUUGUUGCAAGAUGAAGAUGGCCAAAUAGUUGAGCCACAUUCUAUAAGUGCUGGCCUGGACUACCCUGGAGUUGGACCAGAGCAUAGCUUUCUGAAAGAUAUUGGACGGGCUGAAUAUUAUAGCAUCACUGACGAGGAGGCUUUAGAAGCUUUUAAGAGAUUAUCUAGGCUAGAGGGCAUUAUACCAGCACUGGAGACAUCUCAUGCCCUAGCUUAUCUGGAGAAGCUUUGUCCCACUCUUCCAGAUGGAACUAAGGUUGUCUUGAACUGCAGUGGUAGAGGAGAUAAAGACGUUCAGACAGCAAUCAAACAUUUGGAGCUUUAACAAACGCUAUUCUGGAAAUGGUUUACAUGAACUUCAACACAAUUUUUUUUAGGGAAAUUAGUUGCAUGCAUCUUCCCUUCCGGAGGUCUUUUUGCUGUCAGUUGUAUGAAUGAUGUCAUUGUAACUUGAACAAAGAAUACUUUACCAGAAAUCCUAGAAACACAUUCCAGUUUUCUCAUA
This is a messenger RNA of Sesamum indicum (sesame), 1620 nucleotides long. RefSeq names its product tryptophan synthase beta chain 1. Gene Ontology annotation, cellular component: cytoplasm; chloroplast stroma. Gene Ontology annotation, biological process: L-tryptophan biosynthetic process. NCBI's taxonomy places the organism in Eukaryota, Viridiplantae, Streptophyta, Magnoliopsida, Lamiales, Pedaliaceae. The record is from RefSeq and is a predicted model, not a curated record. Gene Ontology annotation, molecular function: tryptophan synthase activity.